Messenger RNA from Symbiodinium natans, 765 nucleotides. Lineage: Eukaryota; Dinophyceae; Suessiales; Symbiodiniaceae. The record is from the annotation of a GenBank genome assembly.
AUGUCGGAGAGACUCGGUGCCAUGGCCAUUGCCGCGGCCGGUGCCUACGCCAUGACCUCCGGGUUCGUGGUCAGCCAGCCGGCCGGGCACCAGCCAGCCGAGAUGGCACGGCUGAGGGGCGCUCAGCCCAGCUCCGGCGUAGGCUGCAGCUCCACCAUGCUCAACCUGGCUGGGGCCGGCACCGUGGCAGCUGCCGGCAUGGCCGUCUGCCAGCGCAAGCGCACGGCGCUCCGCGCUGAGAAGUUCGCAGGGGGCUUGGUGGGAAGCGCCGGAGGCUUCGGGAACCAGUAUGAGUUCGACCCCUGCAACUUUGCAGAGAGCUACCCCACCCUGCUCCCUUGGUUCCGUGAGGCCGAGCUCAAGCACGGGCGUGUGGCGAUGCUUGCCUUCCUCGGCCUGAUCGUCCCCGACGCCUUCCGCCUGCCGAUCGACGGCCCCUGCCAGGACACCAGCAUUGAUGUGAUUGCCGCCCACAACAAGCUCAUCGGCCCCGGACUUGGCGAGGGCCAGAUGUGGAACAUGAUGAUCGUCGUGGGCGCCAUCGAGUCCCUCCGCUUCAAGCAGGUCGGUCUGGGCUUCGAGAGCUUGACCCUUGAGAACGCCGGAGACCUCGGCCUACGUGCCCUCGCGCCAAAAACGGACAAGGGCAUGGAGCUCAUGAAGACGUCCGAGCUCAAGAACGGCCGCCUGGCGAUGCUCGCCGUCGGCGGCUGCCUCACGCAAGCCGUCGCCCUGGAUAUCCACCACUUCCCCUUCACCAAGUGA